Messenger RNA from Mangifera indica (mango), 1612 nucleotides. Its product is annotated as protein DOWNY MILDEW RESISTANCE 6. Bases 54 to 1070 code for a protein of 338 amino acids. The record is from RefSeq and is a predicted model, not a curated record. Lineage: Eukaryota; Viridiplantae; Streptophyta; Magnoliopsida; Sapindales; Anacardiaceae. The transcript is spliced from 4 exons.
AGUUUUAGUUCUGAGUAAGCGCACAUCUCUUGUUUUAGGCUGUGAAAUCUAAAAUGGAUACCAAAGUUCUAUCUUCCGGAGUUCGCUACUCAAACUUGCCGGAAAGUUACAUCAGACCGGAAUCGGAGCGACCACGACUGUCGGAGGUUUCCGAAUGCGAAAACGUUCCGAUUAUUGACUUGAGUUGUGAAGAUAGAGGCUUCCUUGUUCGACAAAUUGCGGAAGCUUGCGUGUCUUAUGGCUUCUUCCAGGUUAUCAAUCAUGGAGUGAGAUUAGAAACAAUUGAGAAAAUAUUAGAAGUAGCGCAUGAAUUCUUUGAGCUUCCAAUUGAAGAGAAGCUGAAGCUGUAUUCGGAAGAUCCAUCAAAGACGGUGAGACUUUCAACGAGUUUCAAUGUGAACAAAGAGAAAGUACACAACUGGAGAGAUUACCUAAGACUCCAUUGUUAUCCUCUCCAAAAGUAUGUUCCUGAAUGGCCUGCAAAUCCUUCAUACUUCAAGGAAUUUGUAAGCAAUUACUGUAUAGAAGUUCGAGAACUUGGAUUCAGAUUGGAGGAGCUAAUAUCAGAGAGCUUAGGUUUAGAAAAAGAACACAUAAAACAAAUGUUGGGUGAACAAGGACAGCACAUGGCUUUGAACUUUUACCCACCAUGUCCAGAGCCAGAGCUGACUUAUGGACUACCAGGCCACACUGACCCAAAUGCUCUCACCAUUUUACUUCAAGAUCUGCAAGUCGCUGGCCUUCAAGUUCUCAAAGACGGUAAAUGGGUUGCUGUUAAACCCUACCCAAAUGCUUUUGUCAUUAAUAUUGGUGAUCAAUUUCAGGCGCUAAGUAAUGGGAGAUACAAGAGCGUAUGGCAUCGUGCCAUUGUGAAUGCUGAAAAGGCAAGGAUGUCGGUGGCUUCGUUUUUAUGCCCAAGUGAUGAUGCAAUUAUCAGUGCUCCAAAAUCGCUCAUUGGGGAUGAUGCCUGUGGAUCCGUUUAUAGAGAUUUCACGUAUCCAGAAUAUUACAAAAAGUUUUGGAGCAGAAACUUGGAUCAAGAACACUGUUUGGAGCUUUUCAAGAACUAGUACCAAAAUAAUAACCGCUUUUACGAAUUGCCAUAAGAGUAUUGGAUAUUAUAGGUUCUACUAUUAUGACAAUAUGUAAAAGCAGUUGUUAUUUUUGGAUGUUUCAGAUUGGCCAAAGGACUAUUUUCCACCCAAGGUACGUUGUUUUCGCAAGUUUUCCCUUGUUAAUUUUAAAAACUCAUUUAUUCAUCUGUGAUCGAUUAAAAUUAACGGUUUUAAGGAUAAAAUCAUCAUUUUAUCUGUAUUAUUAAAAAUAAACUUAAAUUUGAUUUUAUUUUUUCCCCUAAACCCUAAAAACUAAUAAUUUCUCUCAACUUAAGUUUUAAAAAAUAGUAUUUUUCCUCUAGAGUUUUCAAUUUUUCAGAGUUAGUUUUUCGACAUUGUUUCUUCCUCUUCGGUGACCUCCAGACGAUGCCUCUUCCUCUAUGGCUCCUCGUCGAUUAAGAGUCUUCGUCCCAAGGCAAUUGCUAGAAGGAGACCGCGUUGAAGAGGAAGAGACGUCGCCUGGAGGUCGUCGGAGAGGAAGAAACAAUGCCGAAAAA